Messenger RNA from Sapajus apella (tufted capuchin), 4300 nucleotides. It is a transcript of the gene GPALPP1, whose product is annotated as GPALPP motifs containing 1. Lineage: Eukaryota; Metazoa; Chordata; Mammalia; Primates; Cebidae. The record is from RefSeq and is a predicted model, not a curated record. The coding region runs from base 128 to 1144 and encodes 338 amino acids. The transcript has 9 exons.
CAGAGUUUACGUCAUUAGUCGGCGCCGGGGAACCUUCCAUUCUUCUAUGCGGAUCGCGAGAUUACUUUGGGAUAGGUUUGACGUACCUGGAUAGACUCGUAUCUGUGACCAGUGUCCGCCACCGCGGAUGGCAAGGGACCUGAUCGGACCGGCCCUGCCGCCCGGCUUCAAGGCCCGCGGAACAGCGGAGGACGAAGAGCGGGAUCCAAGCCCCGUUGCAGGACCAGCUCUGCCCCCUAAUUACAAAAGCAGUAGUUCCGAUUCAUCAGACAGCGAUGAAGACAGUAGUUCUUUGUACGAAGAAGGAAAUCAAGAAUCUGAAGAAGAUGACACUGGUCCAACUGCAAGAAAACAGAGGAAAAAUCAGGAUGAUGAUGAUGAUGAUGGGUUUUUUGGACCAGCCCUUCCUCCUGGAUUUAAAAAGCAGGAUGAUUCUCCUCCAAGGCCUAUAAUAGGUCCUGCAUUGCCACCUGGUUUCAUUAAAGCUACACAGAAAAGUGACAAAGGCAGAGACGAUCCAGAAGAACAGGAAACAGACAGCAGUGAAGAUGAGGACAUUGUUGGACCAAUGCCUGCAAAAGGACCAGUUAACUAUAAUAUAACGACAGAGUUUGAGAAAAGGGCCCAGAGAAUGAAAGAAAAACUGACUAAAGGAGAUGAUGAUUCAUCUAAACCCAUUGUAAGAGAGUCAUGGAUGACUGAACUUCCUCCAGAAAUGAAAGACUUUGGUCUUGGGCCAAGGACUUUUAAGAGAAGAGCUGAUGACAAAUCUGGAGAUCGAUCAAUCUGGACAGAUACUCCAGCUGAUAGGGAAAGGAAAGCUAAGGAAACACAAGAAGCAAGGAAGUCAUCAAAUAAGAAAGAUGAAGAACAUGUAUUAUCAGGAAGAGAUAAGAGACUGGCUGAGCAGGUAUCUUCAUAUAAUGAAUCAAAAAGAUCAGAAUCUCUUAUGGACAUACAUCAUAAAAAGUUAAAGAGUAAGGCUGCUGAAGACAAAAAUAAGCCUCAAGAAAGAAUACCAUUUGACCGUGAUAAGGAUCUCAAGGUUAAUCGGUUUGAUGAAGCUCAAAAAAAAGCCCUAAUAAAAAAAUCUAGAGAACUAAACACCAGAUUUUCACAUGGCAAAGGCAAUAUGUUUUUAUAAGGGGAUUUCCCUAUGCAAUGAAGAAAAGUUGAAGAAUUUUCUUUGUCCAUCUUUGUUUUUGGCUUCUUAAGAUUAGAGAUUACUUUAGUCUUAAAAACCACACAAAUUUGCCUUGUUCCGUGUGUCCUUUUAAGGUCAUGUGGAAACAUAAAACUAAUGUUUCUUUGGUAGAACGGAAUAUUCUAUGUGCCUUUAGCUUCUGUGGAAGUAUGGGCUUUUCUUCCAAUAAUUAUUUUAAGAGGCUUCCAUUCCCCCUGAUUUUCAUGUUGUCUCACAAGUACCCUCUAAGGUCUGAUCAGGACUGACCGCCGAAUCUCUACGACAGCCUGGAUCUCCUCAUCAAGUAUACCUGACCUGUUCUAGAGUGAGUGUGUCAAGUCCUUCCUGUAAACACAUGAUUUUGAAAGUGGUUGUUUUUUCCCUUUAAACUGCAGCCAGUGAAUACAAAUUUACUUGAAAACAGAGGGUAUGGAGUUUUGUCUGUUUUAUAAUCAGUUUGCUUGUUUUAGCACUCAGGGCUUUUUAUUUGUUGUUUCAUUUCUUGAAUUGUUUUUAAGUCAGAAAGAUCUCUGGGUUAUCUCAUGCGCUAAGGAAAAAUGAUUUUGGUUUUUGCAACUUUAGUAGUUAGUAUUUCUAGGGGAGGCAAUCAGGACAAGUAUGCCAUUAACUGUUAGCAGCGUGAAAUCUGCAAGACUCAGUCUCUGUGAUCUCAGCCAAAGCUUUCUGAGUCCUGGAACUUUGCUUUGGGAUGAUCUCACUUUACCCAUUUAUAUACUGUACUUAACAGUUUGUAGCUAAUUUAGGGGGAUCAUAUCUUUUAUAUCAAUUAUGAAUAGAAAAAAAUUAAUCCACAAAUACAAAAAUGGAAAUGGAAAAUUUAUUAUAACCCCCCUAAUUGGGAGUAUUAUAAGUUUGUAAUGCUUUAAGCACUGCCUCUAAAAAUAAUAUAUUUAUAAGAUGAGAAAUUCUAUUUAAACUAUUAAACUAUUGUUAAAUAAAUGCCAAUUCUAUAAGUUAUAUUUUCUUGCAGAUUAAUCCCAAUUGUUCCACUGGUAUUCUAGUUUUGAUGAGACACAAAUUUUUAGUGGAAAAAGAUUCUGAUUCCCAGUUCAUGUAAGCUUUAUGAAAAUCGAGUAAACUGUUUAUAUGAUGGUACAAAUUAUUCUUCCUCUUGUAAUAGCAGUACAAUAUAUUUUUUCCAUAGCAUCAAUGUAAACCAUAGUGAACUAAAGGAGCAUUGCUGUUAAAAAGAUGAGUUAUUCUCCUAAGCAAAUUUUAAAAGUUUCUUGUCUACUCAGAAUUGAACAGAGCUACAUUUUGACUAAAAAUGUCAUUUUUAAUGAGCAAUAUUUUCUGAACACAAAAUUUUGUACAAGAGUAUUUCCAUUGCAUUCAUUUAAUUUUGUUAUCGUUUUUUCCCAAUGAAAGGAAAAAGUAUUUUCUAGCUCUUCUUCCUUAUGUAAAUUCUUAACAUAUAUUUUUGAGAAAUUUGUAUUUUUUAAAGUAAAAAUGUUAUCUUUGAAGACUUAUUUUGGUUUGUUUUCCUACUUUAAAGAGAAUAGGGAUAUUUCUGUGUUACGUAGUUACUGUUUUAUGCCUCACCUUUGGAGUGACCAUGACCUUGGCAUAAAGAAGAGAAACCUCUGCUUUCCGCCUAAUGCUUCCAGGAGUUACCACCUUACUGGCCUUGGAGCUAGUGCUCUUUUGUGCCAACCUGAGGACAGUUUUAACAAAAUGUAAGGCCAGUUUCAGAGAUUGUUUUGCCUCAUGGAGGGACUAAUCCCAAUUCAAAAAUACUGACAACAAAAGGACAAAGUAGUUACUGCACAGGAUGGAAAGAUAUUCAUUAUUUCAUCCCCUCCCCACUUUCAAAGCUGCAAAAGGCCUAACUGAAUCAAAUCUAUCCAUCUGGCAGGAGACAUUUUAAAAUAACUUUUUAAUUUCCUACAUUUCUUGGCCAAGUGUCACGGGACUGUGGCCUCUUUUGAAAUUUAGAAAUGAAGGAGAAAAAAAGAGUAACACUGGUGCUCGCUUCAGCAGCACAUAUACUAAAAAGUGGAACGAUACAGAAAUUAGCAUGGCCCCUGUGCAAAGAUGACACGCAAAUUUGUGAAGCAAUCCAUAUUUAAAAAAAAAAAAAAAAGAGUAACACUACAUUCAUAUAAUGGAGUAGAUACUUUUAAUGUUCUUACCAUUGAAGGUGCCAUUUAAGUUUGUAAUACUUGAAAUUACAUGAUUUUGUCCAGCUCUCUAAAUUGUCAUCUUCAAUAGAUUUAGAUGUUUCAAAUAGUAACCACAUUACCGGUAAGUAAAUGGUGGGGUUAUUGGUUUUAGCAGGUGUGGAAGUAAAGAGAGUUGAACAAAAAAAGGGAGAUGGUGGCUACACCCCUAAUAAGACCGUCUUAGUAGAUAAAUGAAAUCCUUUUUGUGUUGGGCACAACAUAGUAAAUUAAGUCUUGCUCUUAAAAAGGAAAAAAAAAGCCCUGAUCUAAGAAUUUUUAAUCUGGUUUAGAUGUAGCAAUAACUUGACAUUUAAUUUAUCAUUUUAACAUUGAAUGAUUCUUUGAAUUAACGACUUAUUUAGAAGUGAGGUUGAGAUUUGCGUGGUACCAAGGCUUACCUGCUUUAGAAUAUAUCUGUGGUUAUUGUAUAAAUAAUUUGAUCCCAAAACAUUAUGACAUUUUUUGGUUUUUAUGGAGGGUAGAUAAUGUUAAUAUUAAACUACUAUACUUACAGGAGGCCCUUAUCACUUCUCUUUUCACUUUUUCCAUGCAGUGAUAGGUAUUAUUAGAAAAAAGUUAUUUGUUGAAUUACACCUAAGAGGAAGAAUUAACAUGGUAGAAAGUAGUUAGAGAUAGCCCCCAAUUAACAUCGACAGCCAAGUCUUCUAUUUCAGAGUAUUGUUUUAUUUUUCUUUGGCUUUUGAUGCCAUUGUGAGAUUUAAGUCUGCAGUUUCAAAAGCUCAUGCCACUUAGAAGAGGUGUUUUUUGCAGCUUAAAAACUUGUUUGUGACUGCAGUAUGUGCACAAUUAAAAAGCUGUUCACUGCCCCUUUCAACCUUUUCAUUUUCAGCUUUACUAAGAGACUGUUUAUAGAAACAGAAUUCCUGAAGUGUAAUUUUUUAUGUGUAAAUAAAGUUUUAUCUAUAUCUGAGAA